Molecule: messenger RNA, 873 nt
Organism: Leptosia nina
Lineage: Eukaryota; Metazoa; Arthropoda; Insecta; Lepidoptera; Pieridae
Source: the annotation of a GenBank genome assembly
AUGAAGUUUGUUCAAUUUACGUACAAAAAUAAACCAAAUGAAAUUCGUGUUGGAUAUUUGGAUGAUGAUAAAGUGAUCGACUUGAAUAAGGCUCUGCCAGAAUUGCCUACAACUUUACUGGAGAUUUUACGAAAUGAACAGAUGGAGAAAAUUUUUGGAUUCUGUGGGUGUGUAUCAAAACCUGCAACAGAAUCAAUGUCUGCCAUUGACUUGAAAGCACCCAUUACUGGCAUGGACAAAGUACUAUGUAUAGGACUGAAUUACAAGGACCAUUGUGAGGAACAAAACCUGACUCCACCUGAAGUUCCAAUGAUAUUCAGCAAAUUUGCCAGUACUGUUGUUGGCCCAUCGGAUGCUGUGAAAUUACGGACAGCUGUUACUGAUAAAGUGGAUUGGGAGGUAGAAUUGUGUGUGGUGAUAGGAAAACCUACAAGCAACGUCAAGGCUGCAGACGCUUUCGAUUACAUCUUUGGUUACACCGUGGCCCAGGAUAUUAGCGCUAGGGACUGGCAGAAGGCUAAAAACGGCGGGCAAUUUCUUCUUGGAAAGUCUAUGGACACAUUCUGUCCAAUCGGACCGUGUAUAGCAACCAGCAACGAGAUCAGUGAUCCCCAGAAAUUGAAGAUCCAAUGUUCAGUGAAUGGUGUCCUGAAGCAAUCCAGCUGUACAGAUCAACUAGUCCAUAAGAUACAGGAUGUUAUAGAGAGGCUUUCUUCGGUUAUGACGCUUCUACCAGGUGACAUAAUACUCACUGGCACCCCGGGGGGUGUAGGAAUGUACAGGAGUCCCCCUGAAUACUUGAAACCUGGUGAUGUUGUUCAAAGCUAUAUACAAGAUAUUGGAACACUCGAGACCAAAAUUGAGAAGUUCUAG